This is a messenger RNA of Dovyalis caffra, 975 nucleotides long. Lineage: Eukaryota; Viridiplantae; Streptophyta; Magnoliopsida; Malpighiales; Salicaceae. The record is from the annotation of a GenBank genome assembly.
AUGGAUAACUCGAAAAACAGGCAGAGUGAUCACUUGGGUGUGAACAGGAUAGGCAAGAAUAUAAAGAAGAGUCCUUUGCACCAACCCAAUUUUGCUAACAAUCCCAAUAGGCAACAGCCGCAACCUCAGGUCUACAACAUAAGCAAGAAUGACUUUAGAAAUAUUGUUCAGCAACUAACCGGUUCCCCAUCACAAGAACCAUUGCCUAGACCUCCCCAGAAUCCGCCUAAGCCUCAAAGUAUGCGGUUGCAGAAGAUAAGACCGCCUCCAUUAACACCUAUCAAUCGACCCCAUAUUCCACCUCCAGUCCCAGCUCCAGCAGUGGCUCCACCUCCAGUUCCUUAUCACAAUGCCUUUGUUAGGCCAGGGAUGCCGCCCCCUGCUGGUCAAUUUGGGUUACCAUCUCCAACAAUGAUGCCACCAUUGACACCUGGGGACUCAGGUUGGGCAAAUACAGCAGAGUCUCCUAUCUCGGCGUAUAUGCGUUACCUUCAGAAUUCAAUUAUAGACCCCGGUCCCAGGGGAAACCAACCCCAUCCUCCACCGCAACCCCAUCCACCACCACCACAUGGACCAGGGCAAAUUCAUCCUCAACAUCGAUUUUCUCCUGGUGGUUUGCUUCCAAAUCCACCUCUGCCUCCAGUACCCAUGCCUGGAGUGAAUGGUCCUGUCCCGCAUAUGCCCAGUCUCCCUUCCCCACGAAUGAAUGGCUCUCAGCUGUUACCCUCGCCAACAUCUCAAUUCCUUUUGCCCUCUCCUACUAGUUACAUGAAUUUGUUGUCUCCCAGGUCACCUUACCCACUGCUUUCUCCUGGUAUUCAGUUUCCUCCACUGACACCAAAUUUUGCAUUUUCACCUAUGGCUCAGUCAGGGAUUUUAGGUCCAGGGCCUCAACCUCCACUUUCUCCAGGUUUUUUUCCAUUAUCUCCCUCAGGUUUUUUCCCUGUAUCAAGUCCAAGAUGGAGGGAUCAAUAG